UCUUGUCAGCACAACCUCUCUGACGCCACCUGAGGAAACAGCCCCAGCUCAGCUCCAUCACUUCUCUCAAGCACAGAGGAAAACAUGGUGUCCAUCAAAGCCAGUGUGGCAGCGAUCACACUCCUCACAGUCUGUCUGCUGGCAACAAACACAUCUGCAGUCUACCAUGAAUGCUGCCGAGGAUACAUGACGCUCAAACUACCAUUUUCUGCAGUCAGGGGAUACUCAGUCCAGACGGUCACAGAACUGUGCCCCAUCAAUGCCAUCAUUUUUCACACCAAAAAGGGAAAAGCCUGCACCAAUCCUGCUUUCAACUGGGUGAUGGACUACGUCAACCGAAUUAGAGCCAAGGCACAAAUGGUUCACAUCAAGACCUCAAAGAAGCAGGAUUAGACCUCAGUGAUGAAGAUCUGCUAGUGACAGUGGAGUCCAGCUAUUUAUGUAGUCGUGUUUGUAUGACGUGUUUGCAAUAAAGGCCAGUACGUCUGCUCAGUUAUAGGAGCACUUUAAAUGUAUAUGCUUUUUUUAUACUAGAUGUUGAACUUGUACAUUAAUUAUUAAUCAAUAAAGUUUUGUUUAAAAAAAGUA
Betta splendens (Siamese fighting fish) is the source of this 588-nucleotide messenger RNA. RefSeq names its product chemokine (C-C motif) ligand 20a, duplicate 3 (gene ccl20a.3). Gene Ontology annotation, cellular component: extracellular region. Gene Ontology annotation, biological process: chemokine-mediated signaling pathway; G protein-coupled receptor signaling pathway; immune response. Gene Ontology annotation, molecular function: CCR chemokine receptor binding; chemokine activity. The transcript is spliced from 4 exons. Bases 85 to 393 code for a protein of 102 amino acids. The record is from RefSeq and is a predicted model, not a curated record. Lineage: Eukaryota; Metazoa; Chordata; Actinopteri; Anabantiformes; Osphronemidae.